CGUCGAGAAGCUGUGGUAAGAGAAGGCGUAGAAAACAAACGAGAGAACUUCUACUGUCAUUUUCAAUGAUUGUUAUUGUUUAUGUUUUCUACUGUGUUACCUGUUCUGGCCAUAGAAAUCUAAAAUUGAAAACAGAAACCGUUCCUGAGAAGUUUACUGAUUUGUUGAUGUUUUAAACUAAUGACAAGCUGCCGAGCGUGUGGACAAGCCUUAGUUGAACAGAGCUCCUGUGCAGCUUUGGAUAAAUAUAUAGAGGAGUAUUUUCAUUUGACGGCGAUUAGGCUUUGUGACUAUGAGGACCCAAGUCAGUCAAAGGUGUGCGACUUGUGUACCAGCAAGCUGGAAGACUUCGAACGUUUUCGUCAGGUUUGUCUUCAGGUUCACUGGAAAAUACAUAAGCUGAAAGUGGAAACAUUAGAUGCAGACGAAGAUCCAUUCACAAUCAAAGUCGAGUGUAAACCAGAUUUCCCGGAGGAGAAAGAUCCAAUAUUAGACGUGAUCAACGCGAACGAACCUGCUGAUAAAUCUGCUUCGGUUAAAAGCGACACUGGCAGUGAGAGUGACGAUAGCUACGAAAGCAAUUCUGAUGAUUAUGACUCUCCCUCAGAGGACGAGGGCUCUUCGGAGGAGGCGGAAAGUAAACCAAACUCUCCGAAGCCCAAAAAACCACGAGCAAAGUGGGGAAGUUUGAAGAAAAAAGAACCCCACGAAAAGCGACCGCUUUUCCCAUGCGAUCGGUGUCCUAAGAAAUUUUUUCUCCAGUACAGACUGGACGCUCAUAAGCGAGCUCACGAUGGACUUAAACCGUUCGAGUGCGAAAUUUGCAAGAAGGCCUUUGCCCGUUCGAAUGGCCUGAAGAUGCACCGGAUUCAGAAACACAGCAACAACAGAAUUUGUUUACCGUGUGAUUUUCCCGGCUGCACUUACAAAUAUUCUACUCGACUUGGUUUGCAGAGGCACAAAAAGCGGGCUCAUGACCCCAACUAUGUGGAACCUCCAUCUACUGCAUUCAUUUGUGACGUAUGCGGAAGAGACUACACCACCAAGGGAGGUUUAAAGACCCACAAGUAUACACAUUAUCCAUCGGAGAUGCCGUUCGUGUGUGCGGUCUGUGGGAAGAAAUUUCCUACGGUUAAUAAGCUAAAGGAACACACUAUGCGUCAUGAUGGAAUUAAGCGGCACACCUGUCCACAUUGUGGCCUUCAGAAGAUCACCAUGCACGAGCUGAAGUUUCAUAUUAAAAACAUGCAUUCAUCGGAACCGAGGUCUUUCCCCUGCAAGCUCUGUGAGAAGCACUUCACUAGUCCUGGAAGCCUUAGUAUGCACGUCAAAAUUAUUCACCAUGGCCUCAAGCCAUAUGUUUGUACAAUUUGUUCGUUUGCUUUCGGAAGGAGCGAUCAUCUCAAACGUCACAUGCAGAGCCACAUACGGGCCGGUCUAUCGAAACCGGAAACAGCAGUCGAGUAAACGGAAACUAUGUUUGUCACGCUUGUAUUUUAAAUAAAAUUUGUAAAUAGGUUUCCCAAAACGAUGGGUUUGAA
Messenger RNA from Wyeomyia smithii (pitcher-plant mosquito), 1541 nucleotides. RefSeq names its product gastrula zinc finger protein XlCGF46.1-like. Gene Ontology annotation, cellular component: nucleus. Gene Ontology annotation, biological process: regulation of transcription by RNA polymerase II. The transcript is spliced from 4 exons. Bases 181 to 1467 code for a protein of 428 amino acids. Gene Ontology annotation, molecular function: zinc ion binding; RNA polymerase II cis-regulatory region sequence-specific DNA binding; DNA-binding transcription factor activity. NCBI's taxonomy places the organism in Eukaryota, Metazoa, Arthropoda, Insecta, Diptera, Culicidae. The record is from RefSeq and is a predicted model, not a curated record.